UGACAGAAUCGGGCCUCUCUAUGGUUGACUGGCACCUGGUGAAAGAGAUGAAACCCCCGAGAACGCAGCAGGAGUGGGAAGCCGAGUUCCAGAAGUACCAGCAGUUCCCGGAAUUUAAAAUCCUGAAUCAUGACAUGACGCUGACAGAGUUCAAGUUCAUUUGGUACAUGGAGUAUUCGCACCGUAUGUGGGGCCGUGUUGUGGGUUUGGCCUACAUUCUGCCUGCCGCCUACUUCUGGCGAAAGGGCUGGCUAAGCCGCCCCAUGAAGGGCUGUGUUCUUGCGCUCUGCGGGCUGGUCUGCUUCCAGGGACUGCUGGGAUGGUACAUGGUGAAGAGCGGGCUGGAAGAGAAGCCAGACUCUUAUGACAUUCCUCGAGUCAGUCAGUACCGUCUCGCAGCACAUCUCGGCUCCGCGCUGGUUCUGUACUCUGCUAGCCUGUGGACGGGGCUGUCUUUGGUGCUUCCACGACACAAGUUACCGGAGACCCAUCAGCUCCUUCGCCUGAGGCAAUUUGCUCAUGGCACUACAGCUCUCAUUUUUCUUACCGCCCUUUCAGGUGCCUUUGUAGCAGGGCUGGAUGCUGGCCUUGUGUACAAUUCCUUCCCCAAAAUGGGGGAGCGCUGGAUCCCGGAUGAUCUCCUUGCCUUCUCCCCUGUGCUGAGAAAUAUCUUUGAGAAUCCUACAACUGUACAGUUUGAUCACAGGAUCUUGGGAAUUGCCUCAGUCACAGCUGUCACAGCACUGUACCUCUUCUCACGGAAGAUCCCACUCCCGCGCAGGACCAGGAUGGCAGUGACUUCCUUAUUGGCUGUGGCUUGCAUGCAGGUGGGCCUGGGCGUCAGCACUCUGCUGCUCUACGUCCCCACGCCUCUGGCCGCCACGCACCAGUCGGGCUCCCUGGCGCUGCUCAGCAUGGCGCUCUGGCUCAUGAGCGAGCUCCGGCGGGUCCCCAAGUAA
Molecule: messenger RNA, 959 nt
Organism: Pelecanus crispus (Dalmatian pelican)
Lineage: Eukaryota; Metazoa; Chordata; Aves; Pelecaniformes; Pelecanidae
Source: RefSeq, a predicted model, not a curated record